UUUCUCACAUCACAAGUCACAGCCACCCUGUAUCGACUGCAAGAAAACCCCAGGUUGAGAGAAAACCCCAAGCUAAACCCCCCACAAACAACCUGAUUUCACAAAGUAGACUCUGACAAUCCUCCUCUGCAAAUUCAAAAUACAAGAAUCUGAUGAUGGAGUUAAAGGAUUUCAAAGAAGCUUUGAAUUUCGCUUUCACAACAGAAUUCUGGAGGAUGGGUGUGUUCUGGACCAUCUCUCUCGUCCUUUCCUACUUGCAGUUGUUCACCACAACCCUUUUUUCCCGGACACCCAUUUCACACCCACGUUGUUCUCCUUCACCACCACCACCACCAGCAACCACCGCAACUUCAACUCCCACCUCCAGUCCUACCAGGAGGCCUGUCUGCAUUAUCACCGGCGCGACUUCUGGGUUAGGAGCUGCAGCUGCUUAUUUUCUUUCAAUGGAAGGUUUCUUUGUUGUUCUUGUUGGACGAUCCUCACAUCUGUUGUCAAAGGUUAUGGAAGAUAUUGAAAGACGAAAUAAAAAUGCCCAUCUCAAAUGCUUUCAGGUUGAUUUAUCAUCCUUUCAGUCAAUAUUGAAGUUCAAAAGCUCCUUUCAGCAGUGGCUUAUGGAUUCAGAUCUGCAUUCUUCAGUCCAACUCCUAAUAAACAACGCUGGGAUACUGGCAACAACAUUUAGACUCACUGCUGAAGGCUAUGAUCAGAUGAUGGGUACCAAUUACAUUGGUGCGUUUUCUCUUACCAAAGUUCUAUUACCACUUUUGGAAAACAGCCCCGUUCCUGCCCGGAUUGUUAAUGUCACAUCCUUUACACAUCGGAGUGUGUCUGAUAUACAGGUAGACAAGGAAACUGUUUCUGGAAAGUCUUUCUUGAAAUUCAAAAAAUAUCCAUGUGCUCAUAUCUAUGAGUAUUCUAAAUUGUGCCUACUACUAUUCUCGUAUGAGCUUCAUAGACAUUUUGGUGUGAUGGGAAAAUCUCAUCAGGUUUCUGUCAUUGCUGUUGAUCCUGGAGCAGUGAAAACUAACAUCAUGCGAGAAGUUCCGACAUGUAUAUCUUAUGUGGCACUUUUAGCCUUGAAACUUUUGGGUCUUCUGCAAUCGCCUGAAAAUGGAGUCCGCUCUAUUCUUGAUGCAGCUCUUGCCCCUCCAGAGAUAUCAGGAGUUUACUUUUUUGGAGGAAACGGUAGGACCGUCAAUUCUUCUGCACUUUCUUAUGACACCAAACUUGCGAAGGAACUUUGGGAUACAUCUUGUGAUCUAUUCCUAGAAUUGCAGCUGGCCUUCAAGGACACUUCCUUUUGAAUAUUUGUAUAUUGUAGGGCUUACCAAAAGAAAAGAAGAAGAAAAAGAACACAUAAUGUAGUGAUUAAUUGUCUUCGUAUAGUCCAGAAGUUGGUGAUGGAAGCUUGCUUGAAGCAAUUAGGUGUUUGAUCUGUUCCUUCCUUGUGAUAGGACUUGUUCUAUUGAGUACUUUGGAUUGGUUGACUGCAAUAUUUCCUUACAAAAGUAGAAACUUUCUGUUCAAAUAAAUUUGUUCUGUUUGCUACAUAAAAUAUUUUUCAUUA
This is a messenger RNA of Camellia sinensis, 1567 nucleotides long. RefSeq lists its product as uncharacterized. Lineage: Eukaryota; Viridiplantae; Streptophyta; Magnoliopsida; Ericales; Theaceae. The record is from RefSeq and is a predicted model, not a curated record.